UGUGACCGCCGCCAACUUCCGGGUCAACUUUCCAUGCGAAAUUGACUGUCAGCACAGUUAUCAUCUCGUAAUGAGGCAAAUGUAGUUAUUUGACAAGUGUGUAAAGUACUCCAUUCAUAUUUUGUUUCUAAAGUUUAAAACAGUUUCUUCGAUUUAUGCAAGAUGGUGUUUUACUUCACGAGUGCCGUUGUUACACCUCCCUACACUAUCUACAUGGGGAAAGACAAAUAUGAAAAUGAAGAUCUCAUCAAAUAUGGAUGGCCUGAAGACAUUUGGUUUCAUGUGGAUAAACUCUCUUCUGCCCAUGUGUACCUGCGAAUGCCUAAGGGACUGACAAUAGAGGAUAUUCCCAAGGAAGUCUUGAUUGACUGUGCACAGCUUGUGAAAAACAACAGCAUCCAAGGUUGUAAAAUGAACAACAUCAAUGUUGUCUACACACCAUGGGCUAACCUAAAGAAAACAGGAGACAUGGAUGUAGGCCAAAUAGGUUUCCAUCGACACAAGGAGGUGAAGGUCGUGGCAGUAGAGAAAAAGGUCAAUGAGAUAGUGAACAGGGUGGAGAAAACAAAGGACGAGCGAUACCCUGAUCUAGCAGCAGAGAAAGAGUCUCGAGACAGGGAGGAGAGAAACGAGAAGAAGGCCCAGAUACAAGAUCUGAAAAAGAAAGAGAAAGAUGACGUAAAAAAGAAAAGAGAGCUGGAGGAGCUCAAAAGUUAUUCUUCGCUGAUGACGAGUGACAAUAUGACAACAAAUGAGGACGGAAAUGAUUCGGAUGACUUCAUGUAAAAGGAGAAUAUGGGACAUCGGAGAGACACCAUCCCCUGAAAUUAAAAAUUGUUGGAUUGCACUGUUAUACACACUGUUAUACCGGACAGUGCUUUGACAUUGUGUGUAUAGAUCGAUAAACUUGCUACUGUAUUUUUGGAACAGUACUCGUGCCAAUUAUGCACAAUUUCAGGACCAUAGUGAUCUGCUUGUUUUCCCUGUGCUUCUUGAAUUUCAAAGGAAAAAUUCAAACAUCAUUGGUAUCUUGUACUUUACAUCCUCUGCUUGACUGACGAGGGUAACGGCAAUUCCAGAUUCCUCAGACAAGUGCUGUCAAGGAUUUAGUCUUGGGACUGCUAUUCCUUACACGCUGUAUGAUCUAAUUCAGAAUUGGUGCAUGUUGACCUAAUGAUAUGAAUGAAUAUAUGAUCUCUUGACCAGUAUGUCUAGCUAUGGGUGAAAUUAAUAUGUACUUUACAUCUAUUAUAAUUUACCUGGCAGAUGGUGCAGACUUUGUCCUGCCCAGAGACUGGAGCCUAGUAAUUGUGUCCCCAUGAGGCCAUGCAAAAUAAGUUUUAUCUUGAAUGUUUCUUUGUAAUAGCCCGAAAGAGCGCUGAUGUUAUUAAUAAAAUUCCCCUUGUUUAUCCA
Molecule: messenger RNA, 1413 nt
Organism: Salvelinus namaycush (lake trout)
Lineage: Eukaryota; Metazoa; Chordata; Actinopteri; Salmoniformes; Salmonidae
Gene: ccdc25
Product: coiled-coil domain containing 25
Exons: 8
Coding region: 163-786 (207 amino acids)
Source: RefSeq, a predicted model, not a curated record